Anisakis simplex (herring worm) is the source of this 933-nucleotide messenger RNA. The record is from the annotation of a GenBank genome assembly. NCBI's taxonomy places the organism in Eukaryota, Metazoa, Nematoda, Chromadorea, Rhabditida, Anisakidae.
GAACAACUCAAGAAUCUGCGUAACGAUCUCGAAAAUGCGCAUUCUGAUAUGAGACAACUGCGAGAUCACGAGGAACAAUGGGAUGCUAAUCGAUUCCAACUGGAGAGCAAGAUUCGCGACCAGAGUGGAGAAAUGCAGCGUCUCAAUUUACUUAUGGCUAAUUUGGAAACUGAAAAACAGAAUUUGACCGAAAAACUCAAGGAACUCACUGGCCAACUGCAGUUGAGUGAAAUCAAAUGCUCGGACAUGAAAGACGAUACAGAAAGACUCAAGCGUGAACUGUCCAAGGCUGAGAGCAUCGAGUCUGAGUUGAGACGUACCAACGAACAAUACACACGAACCACUAAUGAAUAUCAAAUUCUACGUGACCAGUCAAAUAACGCCCAAACCGAACUGCUAAACGCCAACAACCGUAAACAACAACUCGAGAACGAACUGAUGAGCGUUCGUAUCGAGCUUCGUGAAUUCAAGCAACGCACCAGCGAUAUCAAUAAUCGUGCACUCGAUCUGCAACGACAACUCGGUGAUGCUAACGCCGAGAAACAUCGUCUCGACGAGCGUAUUUUAUCCCUCGAAAAGGCACUCGCCACACAAAAGACCACCGAGAACGAGCUAAGACAACAACUGGAUAACACCAAAAACGAUCGAAAGAUCCUUCAGAAAGACCUCGAAGAUACCAAAUAUCGUCUACAACAAAUUGAAAGCGAUAAAAAAGCAUUCGCUCAACAAGUCGACGCAUUACGUCGUGAUCGUGCCGCAUUCAUCAAACGAAUUGAAAUCGUUCGUUACCUUUUACCUCUCCUCUACAUUCUACUUUUAACUACCCACACCCAUCCAUAUCUUACUUACCCAUAUCUUACUUACCCACACCUAUAUCUUACUUACUUUUACAAUAUCUACCAAACAAUCACUAUCAAUCUACCAAAUAACUAA